Molecule: messenger RNA, 3981 nt
Organism: Echinops telfairi (small Madagascar hedgehog)
Lineage: Eukaryota; Metazoa; Chordata; Mammalia; Afrosoricida; Tenrecidae
Gene: ADGRA2
Product: adhesion G protein-coupled receptor A2
Exons: 20
Coding region: 1-3825 (1274 amino acids)
Biological process (GO): cell surface receptor signaling pathway; positive regulation of canonical Wnt signaling pathway; G protein-coupled receptor signaling pathway
Cellular component (GO): Wnt signalosome; plasma membrane
Molecular function (GO): G protein-coupled receptor activity; protein binding
Source: RefSeq, a predicted model, not a curated record
AUGGGCGCGGAGAGACGCAGGAUGCGGGGGGCGCCCGCGCGCCUGCUGCUGCUGCCGUGGCUCCUGCCCCUGCUCCUGGCGCCCGCGGGCCGGGGCGCGCCCGGUUGCCCAGUCCCCAUCCUCAGCUGCAAGUGCUCCGGGGAGCGGCCCAAAGGACUCAGCAGUGGCGCCCCCAGCCUCGCGCGCAGGAGGGUGGUGUGUGGGGGCGGGGACCUCCCGGAGCCCCCCGAACCUGGCCUUCUGCCCAACGGCACCGUUACACUGCUCUUGAGCAACAACAAGAUCACAGGGCUCCGCAAUGGAUCCUUCCUGGGACUCUGGCAGCUGGAGAAGUUAGACCUGAGGAACAACAUCAUCAGCACGGUGGAGCCGGGGGCCUUCCUGGGCCUGGGAGAGCUAAAACGCUUAGACCUCUCCAACAACCGGAUCGGCUGCCUUACUUCUGAGACCUUCCAAGGCCUCCCCAAGCUUCUCCGACUGAACAUAUCGGGGAACAUCUUCUCCAAUCUGCAGCCUGGGGUCUUUGACGAGCUGCCAGCCCUGAAGAUUAUGGACUUUGGCACCGAGUUUCUGACCUGUGAUUGCCGCCUGCGCUGGCUCCUGUCCUGGGCCCGGAAUCACUCCCUGCAGCUGUCGGGGCGCACACUCUGCUCCUACCCCAGGGCCCUGCACGCCCAGGCCCUGGGCGGCCUCCGGGAGACACAGCUCCGCUGCGAGGGCGCACUGGAGCUGCACACACACCACCUGAUCCCAUCCUUGCGCCAAGUGGUGUUCCAGGGGGACCGGCUGCCCUUCCAGUGCUCUGCCAGCUACCUGGGCAACGACACCCGCAUCCACUGGUACCACAACCGGGACCCCGUGGAGGGUGACGAGCAGGCGGGUGUCCUCCUGGGGGAGAGCCUCAUCCACGACUGCACCUUCAUCACCAGCGAGCUGACCCUGUCUCAUAUCGGCGUGUGGGCCUCGGGGGAGUGGGAGUGCGCUGUGUCCACCGCCCAGGGCAACGCCAGCAAGAAGGUGGAGAUAGUGGUUCUGGAGACCUCGGCCUCCUACUGCCCUGCCGAACGCGUCGCCAACAACCGCGGGGACUUCAGGUGGCCUCGAACUCUAGCUGGCAUCACAGCCUACCAGUCCUGCCUGCAGUAUCCCUUCACCUCAGUGCCCCUGAGUGGGGGAGCCCCCGGGACCCGAGCCUCCCGCCGAUGUGACCGUGCUGGCCGCUGGGAGUCCGGGGACUACUCACACUGCCUGUAUACCAACGACAUCACCCGGGUGCUCUACACCUUCGUGCUGAUGCCUAUCAACGCCUCCAACGCGCUGACCCUGGCCCACCAGCUGCGUGUGUACACGGCCGAGGCCGCCAGCUUCUCGGACAUGAUGGAUGUAGUCUAUGUGGCUCAGAUGAUCCAGAAGUUCUUGGGUUACGUGGACCAGAUCAAAGAGCUGGUGGAGGUGAUGGUGGACAUGGCCAGCAACCUGAUGCUGGUGGACGAGCACCUGCUGUGGCUGGCCCAGCGCGAGGACAAGGCCUGCAGCGGCAUCGUGAGCGCCCUGGAGCGCAUUGGCGGUGCCGUCCUCAGCCCCCAUGCGCAGCACAUCUCUGUGAACUCGAGGAACGUGGCACUGGAGGCCUACCUCAUCAAGCCUCACAGCUAUGUAGGCCUGACCUGCACAGCCUUCCAGAGGAGGGAGCUGGGGACACCCGCAGCCCGGCCGGGCAGCCCUGGCCAGAAUCGCCUGCCUGAGCCGGAGCCCCUGGCUGACCAACAUCUCCGCUUCCGCUGUACCACCGGGAGGCCCAACGUCUCCCUGUCCUCCUUCCACAUCAAGAACAGCGUGGCCCUGGCCUCCAUCCAGCUGCCCCCCAGUCUGUUCUCAUCCCUUCCGGCUGCCCUGGCGCCCCCAGCCCCCCCAGACUGCACCCUGCAACUGCUCGUCUUUCGCAACGGCCGCCUCUUCCGCAGCCACAGUAACACCUCCCGCCCUGGAGCUGCUGGGCCUGGCAAGAGGCGCGGCGUGGCCACCCCAGUCAUCUUUGCCGGAACCAGUGGCUGUGGCGUGGGAAACCUGACGGAGCCAGUGGCUGUUUCCCUGAGGCACUGGGCUGAGGGGGCCAAACCCUUGGCAGCUUCGUGGAGUUCGGAGGGACCCGGGGGACCUGGGGGCUGGAGCUCCGAGGGCUGCCAGCUACGUUCCAGCCAGCCCAACGUCAGCUACCUGCGCUGCCAGCACUUGGGCAAUGUGGCUGUGCUCAUGGAGCUGAGUGCCUUCCCCCGGGAGGUCGGGGGCUCUGGCGCAGGGCUGCAUCCUGUUGUGUACCCCUGCACAGCCCUGCUACUGCUCUGCCUCUUCUCCACCAUCAUCACCUACAUCCUCAACCACAGCUCCAUCCAUGUCUCCCGGAAAGGCUGGCACAUGCUGCUGAACAUCUGCUUCCACAUGGCCAUGACCUCUGCCGUCUUUGCGGGGGGCAUCACACUCACCAACUACCAGGUGGUCUGCCAAGCGGUGGGCAUCACUCUGCACUACUCUUCACUGUCCACACUGCUCUGGAUGGGGGUGAAGGCCAGGGUCCUGCACAAGGAGCUCACCUGGAGGGCGCCGCCUCCACAAGAAGGGGACUCUGCCCUGCCGGCUCCUCGGCCCAUGCUUCGGUUCUAUCUGAUUGCUGGAGGGAUUCCACUCAUUAUCUGCGGCAUCACAGCGGCUGUCAACAUCCACAACUACCAGGACCGCAGCCCGUACUGCUGGCUGGUGUGGCGUCCAAGCCUCGGAGCCUUCUACAUCCCCGUGGCUUUGAUUCUGCUGGUCACCUGGAUCUACUUCUUGUGUGCGGGGCUGCGUUUACGGGGCCCUCUGGCCCAGAGUCCAAAGGGGCACAACAGCAGGCUCUCCUUGGAACCGGCGGAGGAGCUGAGGGGCUCCACCAGGCUUAGGAGCAGCGGCCCCUUGCUGAGCGACUCGGGGUCCCUCCUGGCUGCGGGGAGCUCUGGGGUGGCCACGCCCGGGCCCCCGGAGAGCGGUGACGGCCUCUAUUCUCCUGGAGCCCAGCUGGGGGCGCUGGUGACCACGCACUUCCUAUAUCUGGCCAUGUGGGCCUGCGGCGCCCUGGCCGUGUCCCAGCGCUGGCUGCCGCGCGUGGUGUGCAGCUGCCUGUACGGGCUGGCGGCCUCGGCCCUGGGCCUCUAUGUCUUCAUCCACCACUGCGCCAGGCGCAGAGACCUCACCAACCUGCAGCUGGCCCAGAGCCAGGGGGCCGAGGCCGCGCCCCGCGGGGAAGGGGAGCCGGAGCCCACGGGCUCGCGGGGCAGCCUGGCGCCACGCCACCCCAACAACUUGCCCCAUGGGCGCCGAGUGCACAAGAGUCGGGCCAAGGGACACCGUGCGGGGGAAGCGGGCGGCAAGAACCGGCUGAAGGCCCUGCGCGGGGGCGCGGCGGCCGCGGCCUCGGAGCUGCUGAGCAGCGAGAGCGGCAGUCUGCACCACAGCCCAUCCGACAGCUACCCGGGCAGCAGCCGCAACAGCCCGGGCGCCGGGCGCCAGCACGAGGGCGAGCCCAUGCUCACGCCGUCCGAGGGCAGCGACACCAGCGCCGCGCCGCUCCCCGGGGCGGGCCGGCCGGGCCAGCGGCGCUGCACCAGCCGCGACAGCCUCAAGGGCGGCGGGGCGCUGGAGGAGAGCAAGCGCCGCUCCUACCCGCUCAACGCGGCCAGUCUGAACGGCGUCCCCAAGGUGGGCAAAUACGACCUCAGCAUGACGGGCGCGGAGGCCACUGGCGGAGGCUGCAUGAAGACGGGCCUCUGGAAGAGCGAGACCACCGUCUAGGAUGGGGGUGGGCACUGGAGAACAAGCUGGCCUCGAGCCCCUCCAAGGUGUCUCUUAGAAGGGGCGGGAUGGGUGACCGCAUCUGCUCUAGGUCCUGGAGGCAAGAAGCUGCCACUUCCCAAGAGGGUGAUCCCUCCGGGGUAGCGACGGACAAUC